AUGGAUACUUCCGCACGCGAGUCACGAAGAAGUUUAGUCUGUCGUCCCGCUGCUGAGGGAUCUCUCGCCUUGCCUCAGAAAUGCAGGUACCUACUGGUUUUCCGUGAUGACUUCGAACCGUUGAGAGGUACAUGGGUUGCCAGAUGCCCUGCCAAUCUUUCAGUCCUCAAGCUUGAGGAUAUCUGUCUCGUGGCCUUGGUCCAGGUCUUCCAAAAUGGUGAUAAUGUGGUAAAAUCUUUUGCCACAACCCUCGAUAUAUUCAACAGUUCGCUUUGUUUUUAG
Molecule: messenger RNA, 282 nt
Organism: Sclerotinia sclerotiorum 1980 UF-70
Lineage: Eukaryota; Fungi; Ascomycota; Leotiomycetes; Helotiales; Sclerotiniaceae
Exons: 2
Coding region: 1-282 (93 amino acids)
Source: RefSeq, a predicted model, not a curated record